AUGGCUUCCACUGCUACAGCCACAAACGAUAUAAUCCAACUGAAUGCCCCUAGAAACGUUCCCAUUAAACUUACUACCACGAAUUUCCCAGUGUGGAGACGCCAAGUCCAUUCCACACUUAUUGGGCUUAAUCUCCUGGGUUACAUCGACGGUACCACCAAGGAACCCGCCAAAUUCACUGAUACUGCUCAAACUGCCGUUAACCCAGCCCAUCUAAUUUGUUAUCGUCAAGACCAAAUCAUUGUCGGUGCACUUCUCGGUAGUUGUACUGACACCAUACAGCCCCUCAUCUCCUCGGCUACGACAGCCCAUGAUGUUUGGCAAUGUCUGAUUGCUAGUUACGUCAGUGCCUCUCGAGGACGUAUCAUAUCCCUCAAGGCCAAGCUCACGAAAAAUCUGAGAGGUUCUCGGUCCAUUACGUCUUACCUCAAUGACAUGCGAGCCUUAGCUGAUGAUCUUGCACUGGCUCAGUGUCCAAUUUCGGAUGAGGAUCUAACUGUCUACAUAUUAAAUCAGUUAGGGGAGGAGUACAACUCUAUUAUAUCUGUCGUUCGUGUUCGUGAAAAGCCGAUUUCCUUUGGUGAAUUGGCGGACGUACUGACUGAUCAUGAACGUCAGCUAAAGGCAGCGGAUGAGACGCGGUUUGAAUUUUUACCGGUGGGUGUUGGAGUGACGAUAGCCAUAUCCAUGCGUCUCAAAAAGUAUUCUUAUCUCCAGUGCAAAUGGCAGCAACUAACAACUAAGAUGUUUGUGGGACGAAUGUAG
Molecule: messenger RNA, 765 nt
Organism: Ipomoea nil (Japanese morning glory)
Lineage: Eukaryota; Viridiplantae; Streptophyta; Magnoliopsida; Solanales; Convolvulaceae
Exons: 2
Coding region: 1-765 (254 amino acids)
Source: RefSeq, a predicted model, not a curated record